Messenger RNA from Gambusia affinis (western mosquitofish), 5707 nucleotides. RefSeq names its product LIM domain kinase 1a (gene limk1a). Gene Ontology annotation, biological process: protein phosphorylation; actin cytoskeleton organization; positive regulation of stress fiber assembly. The transcript has 16 exons. The record is from RefSeq and is a predicted model, not a curated record. Gene Ontology annotation, molecular function: ATP binding; protein serine/threonine kinase activity; protein binding. NCBI's taxonomy places the organism in Eukaryota, Metazoa, Chordata, Actinopteri, Cyprinodontiformes, Poeciliidae. Bases 316 to 2292 code for a protein of 658 amino acids. Gene Ontology annotation, cellular component: neuron projection; nucleus; cytoplasm.
UUCUCCCUCCCUCCCUCCGAAUGACAAACACAUCCUGAAUUCAUUAACUGGGGCGUGUUCCCGGUUGGCCAGCCUCUGUAUUUUCCUCUCCCCGGCUCUGCCACUCCAUUGGUCGGCGGAUCUGUUGAAUGAACAGAUCUGCGAACAGCAGCGGGCAGGAGGAAGCAGCGUGGACCGCUGCGGCUGCGGGGAUCGACCGAGGCACAGCCAACACCAGCACCGGGGGAGCGCGCUGCGGUGGAGCCGCAGGGGGGGACGUCGGUUACCGGUUCUCUGUCGACCAGAGGUUCUCCGGAGGAGACCACAGGAACGUGAAUGAGGUUGAUGCUGCUUUGCUGCACCUGGAAGGACGAACGCAUGGGAGAGGAGGAAGCUGGAGGAAGCUUGCCGGAGUGCGCGGGAUGCAAAGAGAGGAUCUACGAUGAGCAGUACCUCCAGGCCCUCAACGCCGACUGGCACACCAUCUGCUUCAGGUGUUGCGAGUGCAGCGCCUCACUUUCCCACUGGUACUACGAGAAAGAUGGACGGCUGUACUGCAAGAAGGACUACUGGGCCAAGUUCGGGGAGCUGUGCCACGGCUGCAACGACCCGAUCACCACCGGCCUCAUCAUGGUUGCAGGAGAACAGAAGUAUCACCCAGAAUGCUUCAGCUGUCUGAACUGCAGGGCGUUUAUCGGUGAUGGAGACACAUACGCGCUGGUGGAGAGAUCCAAACUGUACUGCGGUCACUGUUACUACCAGACCAUCGUGACGCCCGUGUCGCUGCCGGACUCGCCGCACUCCCGGAUCCCGCACACCGUCACGCUCGUGUCCAUCCCCGCCUCUGGCGAGGGGAGCAACGGAUGCAGAGGGCGGGGCUUUUCUGUGGCGAUUGACCAGCCGCUCAGUCCCACCAACGGCUUCAGCCCGGAGAAUGGACGCACCGUCAGGGUGUCCCAAGUGGAUCCUGACUGCAUCAGCCCAGACGUAAAAAACUCCAUCCAUGUUGGGGACAAGAUCCUGGAAAUCAAUGGGACGCCCAUUCACAACGUUCCCCUGGAUGAGAUCGACCUGCUCAUCCAGGAGACCAGCCGGCUGCUGCAGCUCACCAUCGAACAUGACCCUCACGCUCAGGAGGGAGGCUCCUCGGAGGCCGAGGAUCAGGUGGACGGCUUCCUGUUCACCCCGGUGUUGGACGGCCCCAGCCCCACCCUGCCGAUCACGCAGGCCCCCAACCCUGACAUCAGCAACCUGAAAUCGCGCAUAAUCACGAGGAGCUGCAGCAUUGAUAAGUCACCGGGCUCCAGCAACGCAGCAUCACCCGUCUCACACAGGAAGGACAUCAACCGGUCGGAGUCGCUCCGCGUCGUCUCCAACCAGACUCACCGCAUCUUCCGCCCGUCUGACCUCAUCCACGGAGAAGUCCUCGGGAAGGGAUGUUUCGGACAAGCCAUAAAGGUGACUCACAAGGAAACGGGGGAGGUGAUGGUGAUGAAGGAGUUGAUUCGUUUUGACGACGAAACACAGAGAACUUUUCUGAAAGAGGUGAGCACAGACCUUACAGGCAGUCUUAGACUCAACUUCAUUGCAGAGUACAUAAAGGGAGGAACCCUGAGGGAAAUAAUCAAGAAGAUGGACAGUAACUUUCCCUGGAACCAGAGGGUCAGUUUUGGGAAGGACAUUGCUGCUGGAAUGGCAUAUUUGCAUUCAAUGAACAUAAUCCACCGGGACCUGAACUCGCACAACUGUCUUGUCCGAGAGGACCACACUGUGGUGGUGGCAGACUUUGGCCUGGCUCGGCUCAUGGUGGACGAUAAAUGUGAAAAUAAGCUGACGCAGGGAAAACUGUCGGGCCUGAAGAAGCCCGACCGCAGGAAGAGGUACACGGUGGUGGGAAACCCCUACUGGAUGGCUCCGGAGAUGAUUCAUGGGAAAAGCUAUGAUGAGAGAGUGGACAUCUUUUCCUUUGGUAUUAUGCUCUGUGAGAUCAUUGGUCGGGUCAACGCAGAUCCAGAUUACCUCCCCAGAGCGAUGGACUUUGGACUGAACAUUUCUGGCUUCCUGGAGAACUACUAUCCUCCCAAUUGUCCCCCUGCCUUCUUUCCCAUUGCUGCUUUGUGCUGUGACCUCGAUGCAGACAAAAGACCUGCAUUCUCUAAACUGGAGGAGUGGUUGGAGAACCUCAAGAUGCACCUGGACAUUGGUCUGCCGCUGAUGUCUGAACUGGACCAGUUGCACAAGGCUUUCUGGGAGCACCACAGCAUCCCGCGCCCUGAGAAAGGCCUGCACACUCAUCCGGAGCAACCCGAGUGAAGCGCCACGAGAGGUGUGGCAACGUUGGAGUUGACCCCUCCGGAGACGGUGACCCACCCGCCUCGGGUGGCAGAACGCUGCUGGAGGAGACCUUCUACUGGCCCGUCACGACUGAAGCAGAUGGCACUGGUUUUAGCUGGCGCAGGCCGGAUGAUAGACUCAGGGGGAAAAUAUGAAUUUGAAAAGCCACCAGUGUGUGAUGCCUGCACGUGUGCACACACACAUUCUCACUGCAGCUGCUUCUGAAGCUAACGUAAAAUAUUUCAUAUGCAAUCAGAAACAAAUUUCACCUAACGCUUUAAUCACAUAGAAUACUUUUUACUGUAGUGUGUAACUUCACAUGCAAAACAAAGCAGCAAGCCUUCAGCCGCGUCACUUCACGUCUCCAGACCGCGUGGUGCAGUUUGCGUCUACGGACAUUUGCUGUGUUUGGUUUUCUUUUGGAUCUCGGAACAGAAUUUAUUAGAAAUGCAAGCAAAACGCAACGGCCUCUCAGUAUCUGAGGGACAGUUUGUAGACCUUCUUGUACAAGUGAAGUGAAACUUCUCAAGCUUUAAGUAUCCAUUUGACAAAUGCAUGGCUGUAAAUAAUGCUGCCAGGUCAAUUCCCGCUUCAGUGUGCCCCUCUGACCCCAUUCAGUCAUGAACCACUUGGAGUUCCCCGUCUCUCCUGUUUAUACUGUAGCAUUGAAUUCAUGGUAAGGUACACGUCCUACGUUUGGUACGUCUUCUCUCCAUUUAGAGAGUUCUUAGUGCAUCGCAUUGAUAUUAACACUCAAAUACAUUAUGUGUACAUAAGCGGCAACUUUGUAAAUGUUUUAAAUAUUGUAAAUGUACAGACAUAUUUUAUAUACGUAUGUUACAUCGCCAUAUUUUUAUUGGCUGGCCGGCUGAACGGAGACUGGAGGUGUCACUGCAGUUAAAAAGGCACGGCAAAAAUAUUUUUUAAUUUACGUGUUGUCACUGGGUCAGGGUAAAUGCUUUGAGACCAUCUUCAAACACCUAAAAACCUCUGCUAAAAAUGAUUUUAAAACAAACAAACAAAAACAAAAAAAACUUGAGAACCAAUUCUGAUAAAUGUACGCAUUCACUUUUCAACCCUUCUGCAGUUAAGUCAAAUGUUACUACAACUUUGCAGCUACAGUGCCUCGAUGAGUAUUUAUACCAUAAACCUUUUCACAAUUUGUCGCUUUAGUUUGGAAGGAUUUACCGGUUUCCAAUAGAAAGGUUUCAGAACCAUAAACUUUUAUGUAUUUUAUUGGGAUUUUAAGUUGGUGAACUAAUUGGACUUGUCCCUACCAACUUUGCACAUUUUCCGACUGAGAUCUUUACCCAUUUUUCUUUGGCACAAGAGCUCAAAAUCAGUGAGAUACCAAGUACAUGGUAUUCAAUUAAUUUCAAAAACGUCUUAUGAAUCCCAGAGAAAAAAAAACUAUUAAAUAAUAUAUACAUUUUAUAGCUAUCAUCAAUUUUCUCAAUUGGAUUUGGGUCUGGACUUUCACUUGUGACACAUGAUAAAGCUGUAGCUUUGACUUUAUGUGUGAGGAAGUUUUGCCGCUGAAAUCCUCUACUUUUUAUUAACCUCUCACAAGAAAGUCCCAAUUUAAAACAUUGAAGUUUCUGUUUGUGUUCCGAGAAAGUAUGAAACAACUUAAGGGGUGUAAAUAUGUUUGGAAGGCACUGUACAUAUUCUGAUCAUCUCUAUUCCCCAUACCGGAAUAAUAAUCCAUGCUCUCAUUUCUGACGUACUGUAUCAUAGUGAAGGUGUUACAUCACCACGUACUGCCUCAUCAUGUCAGCUGUCUGUCCAUGUUCCUGUCUGUCCUCCUGAGGAUCGACCCCACUGUUUGUUUACAUAUAAGAGCUAGAUGUACUGUAAAUAUCUCUGUAUAUAUACGCGUCUGUCUCCUCAAAAAUAAUCUCCAGCACUGUCAGAUUUCUGCGGCACCUUCUAGCAAACCGUCUCUCUGUCUUUAUUCGGCGAAUCUUUUAGUUUAUUUUAAAUUCGCUGCAUGAUGUAGUGGCCAGGUCUUCUCCGCUUUUACUCCAAGCUACUUUAGUCUAUAAACAUUGUAUUUUUGUUUGUUAAAUAAAUAAAAUGCAAAUUUGGAGUAAAAGAUAAAAAAAAAAAAAAGUCAAGCAAGAAAAGCAGGGCUGAGUAGAAAAAGUUUUUUUUAAAAAUUCAAAAAAUCUGUUUUUCUGUAUCUACCCUCUGAAACUCUUUUGUACACAUUUGAGUACUUUUGUUUGCACUAACUGGCUGAUCUGGGCCGUGUCUUAUUUCUUUUUCUCUUGGACUACUUGUGAUAAGGAAAAUGAUCAAUGUGAGUUCAGGUUGAUAUUUGAAUGCAAGCCACUGAUGGAGCCUUUCAACUGUUAAAAAAAAGGGAUCUGGUGAGUUCACCCUCUCGGUAGCAAAUUGGACUCAUUUAAUUAUUUAGAUGCAGCUCAAAUUGAAUUAAAAUCAUGUAUGCCAUGCAAUAUAGUCCUAGGCGCAGAAACAGCUAGCUGGGUUGCAUUUUAGAGAUGAAAUGCUGGUGUUUUUGCUACUGUGAGGUUGUGAUGACCCAGUUCUGCCUGCUGCCUACAGACUGGCUCUUUGUGAGUGGUGUUCUGUGCCGUUUCUGACUGCUUGUGAUGCCCACGGAGGCUGCAAUCACUCUUUCUGAUAGCUGAGCGCUCAAAACCUCACCUCUUCCUCACCUUAAAUCUUUUUGGCUCAGGGCCGUAAUAUUUUCUGGAGCUUUUUCCUCAGAUCUUGAUAAGUACCCACUGGUAACAGUGAGACUGGAGGAGCAUGUAAACGCCUGUCACUCUGUAGGGGGAAAAAAAUAACAAAAGCCCUCCCCCGUUUUUCACAUGCAUGCACACACACACAAGUGGCGCCGUGUUUCCUUCACCGCUCCUGUCUGAGCCACGUCGAGCAUGUUAGAUGUCAGUCGGGAUGUGUUGAUCACUGAGAAUGUCGCCGCAGCACUACUUUGCAAAGGAUCGUUACCUCUGAACAAUGCUGUGCCUUUGUUGUAAGCUAGCCUUGCCAACGACUCGAAAACAUGAACUGAUUUCCUGUUGAGUUUUUUAUUUUAAUGCAUCGUCAGUGCAAGCCUGAUUCAAGCGAACUGAACAUCAGAGUUGACACCAUGACCUAUAAGAUUUCAUCUUUUUCUGCAUCAUAUUUAUAUUUUCAGGAUCUCCAUUGUCAGUUUUGAUACUUUAAUAUUAUAUUCUUUUUUUUUUUUUGUCUUAUUUAAUUUUUUUUUUUUUUUUUUUUUUUUUACACAAGCUGUGAAAAACGAUUCUGCACUUUAAUCCUGAACAUUUGGACUAUGAGGAGGUUACUGUGUUUCGUUUUUUUUUGUUUUUUUUUUCUGUAUUUUGUCUCACAGCUGAAAAUAAAAUGAUGCUUCUUAAACAAA